GUGUGCUCGCCCCGCCCCUCGACGAGACUCCUAGUAUGGGAAAGCUCACCCACUUGAGUUCAUAGAAGUCUUUACCACAACCAGACGACGACCUCCUUUUUAGACCACGUUUUAGAGCCUACAAUACUUGCUUAGCCCGGAGUAAAUUGGACAUGGAGAACUGUCGAAUGAUGGUGAGUCAAACGCUCAUCCCAAGAUGUCAGGGGAGUGGCACCGCACGACGGAACCUGUUCGGCCCGGUCAACCACAAGCAGUUGCGCGUGUUCUUCCGGACUGAAAUGAGGAAAGACCUGGAGGAGGCGUCGCGUCGCUGGAGCUACGACUUCAUUGCUGACAAGCCUCUGAAUAGCGGCCAUUUCCACUGGGAGAGUGUCCCAGGCACCACGGUGCCACGGCUUUUCAGGGCCGGCGUGAUCGCUCAGACGAAAGGUCAAAGGGUGGCAGUCAGUCCCAAGAAAAGAAGAGUGGCGACGUCACCAAAGUGCGGGAAGGAGAACACCCCUGAAUACGCGUUGGAAAGAUGUCCUGUGGUCGUGGAGAAAACACCAGAGAAGAAGGAGAAAGUCGGGCUCAGGAGGAAACAAACUAACAUUACAGAUUUCUAUCAAGCAAAACGAAGAGUGGUUGGAACGCAGAGUAAAUCUGUGGAGUGAAUCCCAUCAGUCCCUGAAGGAGUGCCAAUAUUCCAUCACUCAGAAGAGACCUCAACACCUUGUCUGCACCGGUUCUUCAGACAAACUUUAUUGAUCCACAAGGGAAAUUAUUUAAAAUUAGGGGGCUUUUUUUUGAAGGGGAGGAUGAUUGAACGGGUUGUUUGGGUAUCCCAAGUUGGUAAGAAGUUGAAAUUUGAUCUGGGGAGAUUACUGUUAAUCUCCUCAAUGGUGGAUUUAUACUCAUUUGGAUCAAGCGGGUGUCCAAGUGUCGACUGAAUUAUUCCAUCUGUGCAUUCCGAAACUCAGUGGUGGACAAUACGUAAGAUGAACAAUAGUAAUACUUGAAACACAUCAGAGUUCAUAACAGUCUUCCUCUGGGAAUGUCAUCCAUUGAGGAUGGAAGCUCCUCUUGACUAACAGGAGUCCACUUUUUGUUGUUAUUUUUUACUUCUGUCUUUUUGUACUAUGAGGGGAAUGAGUCAUUUUAAUGUUACAUCUCCAUAAGCACUUCCAAAGUAUAUUUACCUUUUACACCUCGGGAUAUUUCUGUGUGGAAGGUUGCAUGUUCUCCCCGUGACUGCGUGGGUUCUCUCCGGGUACUCCGGUUUCUUCCCACCUCCAAAGACAUGCACCUGGGGAUAGGUUGAUUGGCAACACUAUAUUGACACUAGACAUGCACCUGGGGAUAGGUUGAUUGGCAACACUUAAUCGACACUAGACAUGCACCUGGGGAUAGGUUGAUUGGCAACACUUAAUUGACACUAGACAUGCACCUGGGGAUAGAUUAAUUGGCAACACUAAAGUGGCCCUAGACAUGCACCUGGGGAUCGGUUGAUUGGUAAAACUAAAUGGGCCCUAGUGUGUGAAUGUGAGUGUGAAUGUUGUCUGUCUAUCUGUGUUAGCCCUGUGAUGAGGGGGGACUUGUCCAGGGUGUAUGACACCUUCUGCCCGAAUAUAGCUGAGAUAGGCUCCAGGACCCCCGCGAACCGUAACGAGACAAGCAGUAGAGGAUGGAUGGAUAUCCAUACGUAUCACCAAUUCACAGGAAUAACACUUAGAAGAGUUCUGAUGUGCUAAAUUGAGAUUAGACACGGGUGCCAUCAUGUCGUCUUCUGUCUUGUGCACUGUAUGGAUAACACAGUGUAACACAUGUACAAAAUGUAUAUAUAUAUAUAUUUAUGAUAUAGAUAUUAGUUUCAUAGUAUAUAGUUUAUCACUGCAUUGUAAAGUAGCAUUGAUGAAUAGUAAACCCAUUGCAGUAUUGCACAUGCACACAUCCAGCAUUACAGUUUUCACAUGCAGUAAUUUAAUGGUGUCCCACCUGUAACAAUCAUGCAGUGCAUCAGACUCCACUGUGAUCUGCCUCAAAUGUUUGUCUCAUCAUGGAUCCUACGUAUGCGACUGAAACGCUAAUCAUGACAAACUGAUGUGCACAGCUGUUUUAUGUGUAAUGCUACAAAAUGAAAAUGUAUAUUUAUUGUCCCAUGCCUUGUUGAUUUUACUUUGUUGUGAAAAUAAAGAAAGUGUCAGAA
Molecule: messenger RNA, 2185 nt
Organism: Nerophis ophidion (straightnose pipefish)
Lineage: Eukaryota; Metazoa; Chordata; Actinopteri; Syngnathiformes; Syngnathidae
Gene: cdkn1a
Product: cyclin dependent kinase inhibitor 1A
Exons: 3
Coding region: 153-653 (166 amino acids)
Biological process (GO): regulation of mitotic cell cycle; signal transduction by p53 class mediator
Cellular component (GO): nucleus
Molecular function (GO): cyclin-dependent protein serine/threonine kinase inhibitor activity
Source: RefSeq, a predicted model, not a curated record